AUGGGACGAUUCAGUGACUGUGUAAGGGAAUACCUUGCCGUGCUUGUCGAUAUCACCGGCCUCAAGAAGGAAAAGCCGGAAGACGACAUCGAGAUGGACACCAAAGUCGAGACCAAAGUCGAUGCCAAGGUCAACACAAACGUCGGCUGCAGCACACACAGCCACAGCCCCGAAACCCGCCCAGCUCCCGACCACAAACCGCCAGCAGCGGCCCAAGAGGGGUGGAAGCACCGCCCAAACGCCGAGUUCCCCUGGAGACUCGAGCAGGUAGUUGAGGAGGAGGAGAACUGGCGCGGGACCUGGGUCCUGGAAGUGAAGGACAUGCGGGCGAUGGACUGGGGCACCGCCCACGUGCCCAAGGCCGACGGGGACGGACGGGGAGGGCGGCACCAGAGGCAGCCGACGCGCCAUCUGCCCUUUCCGGUUGAUGGGAAUGGGUACCGGGAGACGCUGACCGGGGGCCAGGACGACCUGAUGGUGCAGCUUGGGAAGCGAUAG
Messenger RNA from Colletotrichum karsti, 498 nucleotides. RefSeq lists its product as uncharacterized. The coding region runs from base 1 to 498 and encodes 165 amino acids. The transcript has a single exon. The record is from RefSeq and is a predicted model, not a curated record. Lineage: Eukaryota; Fungi; Ascomycota; Sordariomycetes; Glomerellales; Glomerellaceae.